Molecule: messenger RNA, 5023 nt
Organism: Tachyglossus aculeatus (Australian echidna)
Lineage: Eukaryota; Metazoa; Chordata; Mammalia; Monotremata; Tachyglossidae
Gene: MAST1
Product: microtubule associated serine/threonine kinase 1
Exons: 26
Coding region: 15-4802 (1595 amino acids)
Biological process (GO): intracellular signal transduction; peptidyl-serine phosphorylation
Molecular function (GO): ATP binding; protein binding; protein serine/threonine kinase activity
Source: RefSeq, a predicted model, not a curated record
GUCCCCGCCGGACCAUGUCUGACUCGCUCUGGACCGUGCUCUCCAAUUUCUCCAUGCCCUAUUUCCUUGACAGCAGCAUGUUCCGCCGCACCAAGAGCUGCCGCACCAGUAACCGGAAAAGCCUCAUCCUGACCAGCACGUCGCCUACUCUGCCGCGGCCUCACUCCCCGCUUCCAGGCCACAUUGGCAGCAGCCCUCUGGACAGCCCCCGCAACUUCUCUCCCAACACCCCUGCCCACUUCUCCUUCGCCUCUUCCCGCAGGGCAGAUGGACGGCGUUGGUCUCUGGCUUCACUCCCCUCUUCUGGCUAUGGCACCAAUACCCCCAGCUCCACUGUUUCUUCGUCCUGCUCCUCCCAGGAGAGGCUGCACCAGCUGCCCUAUCAACCGACGAUGGAUGAGCUGCACUUCCUGUCGAAGCAUUUUGGCAGUACGGAGAGCAUCACGGAUGAGGAUGGGGGUCGCCGCUCACCUGCUGUGCGGCCCCGCUCCCGUAGUCUCAGCCCUGGGCGCUCCCCCUCCUCGUACGACAACGAGAUUGUGAUGAUGAACCAUGUGUACAAGGAGAGAUUCCCUAAGGCCACCGCGCAGAUGGAGGAGAAACUGCGUGAUUUCGCCCGGGCCUUUGAGCCGGAGAGCGUCUUACCCCUCGCCGAUGGCGUGCUCAGCUUUAUCCACCACCAGAUCAUCGAGCUGGCCCGCGACUGCCUGGCCAAGUCCCGGGACGGCCUCAUCACCACCGUCUAUUUUUACGAGCUACAGGAGAACCUGGAGAAGUUGCUGCAGGAUGCAUAUGAGCGCUCAGAGAGCCUGGAGGUCGCUUUUGUCACCCAGCUGGUGAAGAAACUGCUCAUCAUCAUCUCCCGCCCUGCUCGGCUCCUGGAGUGUCUGGAGUUUAACCCGGAGGAGUUUUACCACCUGCUGGAGGCAGCUGAGGACCAUGCCAAGGAGGGCCACCUGGUGAAGACAGACAUCCCCCGCUACAUCAUCAGCCAACUGGGCCUCACCCGUGACCCCUUUCCAGAUGUGGCUCACCUGGAGGACCAGGACAGUGGCGGGUCCAAUACUCCCGAGCCCGAUGAUUUUGCCGAGGGCCGAGGUGCCACUCCCAAGGCCAAGAAACCCCCUGGGGAGAGCGACUUUGAGAAUAUCAAGCUCAUCAGCAAUGGGGCUUAUGGGGCGGUGUACCUGGUACGGCACCGGGAGAUGCGCCAGCGCUUUGCCAUGAAGAAGAUCAACAAGCAGAACCUGAUCCUGCGGAAUCAGAUCCAGCAGGCAUUCGUGGAGCGGGAUAUACUCACCUUUGCUGAGAACCCCUUCGUGGUCAGCAUGUUCUGCUCUUUCGAGACCAAGCGUCACCUGUGCAUGGUCAUGGAAUACGUGGAAGGGGGAGACUGUGCCACGCUGCUGAAGAAUAUCGGGGCGCUGCCUGUGGAGAUGGCGCGUAUGUACUUUGCAGAGACCGUACUGGCCCUCGAGUACCUGCACAACUACGGCAUCGUGCACCGCGACCUCAAGCCUGAUAACCUCCUCAUCACCUCCAUGGGCCACAUCAAGCUGACGGACUUCGGUCUGUCCAAGAUGGGGCUGAUGAGCCUCACUACCAACCUGUACGAGGGACACAUAGAGAAGGAUGCCCGCGAGUUCUUGGACAAGCAGGUCUGCGGGACCCCAGAGUACAUCGCUCCCGAGGUGAUCCUGCGGCAGGGCUACGGGAAGCCGGUGGACUGGUGGGCCAUGGGCAUCAUCCUCUAUGAAUUCCUGGUGGGCUGCGUGCCCUUUUUUGGAGACACCCCCGAGGAGCUGUUCGGACAAGUUAUCAGCGAUGACAUCCUGUGGCCAGAGGGGGAUGAGGCUUUGCCUGCUGAUGCUCAGCUCCUCAUCUCCUGCCUCCUGCAGACGAAUCCACUUGUCCGGCUGGGUGCAGGUGGGGCCUUUGAGGUGAAGCAGCACAGCUUCUUCCGUGAGCUGGAUUGGACGGGGCUGCUGCGUCAGAAGGCUGAGUUCAUCCCCAACCUGGAGUCAGAGGAAGACACCAGCUACUUCGACACCCGCUCAGACAGAUACCAUCACGUCAAUUCCUACGAUGAGGACGAGACCACAGAGGACGAGCCAGUGGAGAUCCGCCAGUUCUCCUCCUGCUCCCCCCGCUUCAGCAAGGUAUAUAGCAGUAUGGAGCAGCUCUCUCAACAUGAGACCAAGCCACCCAUGGGCACCAAAAGGGAGCCGAGUAGCAAAAACCAGGAGGAGAAGGCCGCUGGCAAGCGGGAGAGUCUGGGCAGCCUAACCUUGCGGGAUAAGAGCUGGAGAUCAGGAUCAGGGUCUCCUGAGAUCAAGCGCCUGUCGGUCUCCGAGUCGUCCUUCCCCGAAGGUGAGGCCAGCCCUCCCCUGGGUACCCGACGUCGCUUCUCAGCACUGCUAGAGCCUAGCCGCUUCAGCGCUCCCCUGGAGGAUGAGGAUGAGGGCCGUUUACGGCGGUCCCUCCGGCCUGGCCCUGAUGGCCCCACUCCCACCGGCUCCCCUGACACUCGCGUCCCCAAGGAGGGGCCUCCAGGGGACAGUACCCCCAGCACCAGGGACCUCGACACCAGUGACCGUUCCCGCUCCAGUGACCUGGCUCCUCCCCAAAAGGAGGUGGACCCCUCAGCUCCCAAGGCCACCAAUGACCUAGUCUUGCGCAGAGCCCGGCACCAGCAGCUGUCUGGCGACAGUGUGGAGAAGCGGACCUCACGUCCGGGGGGCAAGGUCAUCAAGUCAGCGUCUGCCACGGCCCUUUCUGUCAUGAUCCCUACAGUGGAACAGCAUGGCAGCUCACCUCUGGCAAGCCCCAUGUCCCCACGCUCGCUCUCUUCCAACCCGUCUUCCCGGGACUCGUCACCCAGCCGGGACUACUCACCCGCGGUCAGUGGUCUCCGCUCGCCCAUCACCAUCCAACGGUCAGGCAAAAAGUACGGCUUCACGCUGCGUGCCAUCCGUGUCUACAUGGGCGACUCGGAUGUCUACAGCGUCCACCACAUUAUCUGGCAUGUGGAGGAAGGGGGCCCAGCCCAGGAAGCAGGUCUCUGUGCUGGAGACCUCAUCACGCACGUCAAUGGGGAGCCUGUCCAUGGCAUGGUGCACCCCGAGGUGGUGGAGCUCAUUCUCAAGAGUGGGAAUAAAGUGGCAGUGACGACGACGCCCUUUGAGAACACAUCAAUCCGCAUCGGCCCCGCCCGCCGCAGCAGUUACAAGGCCAAGAUGGCCCGGAGGAACAAGCGUCCUGCCCCAAAGGAGGGCCAGGAGAGCAAGAAGCGCAGCUCCCUGUUUCGCAAGAUCACAAAGCAGUCUAACCUCCUGCAUACGAGCCGCUCGCUGUCCUCGCUCAACCGCUCGCUGUCCUCCAGCGACAGCCUCCCUGGCUCGCCCACCCACGGCCUGCCCGCUCGCUCGCCCACCCACAGCUACCGUUCCACGCCCGACUCGGCCUACCUAGGUGCCUCCUCCCAGAGCAGCUCACCAAGCUCCAGCACCCCCAACUCACCAGCUUCCUCCUCCCAUCAUAUCCGGCCCAGCACCCUGCAUGGCCUGUCCCCCAAACUGCACCGCCAGUACCGCUCUGCCCGCUGCAAGUCUGCGGGCAACAUCCCCUUGAGCCCUCUGGCUCACACCCCUUCCCCAACCCAGUCAUCCCCGCCCCCUCUGCCUGGGCACACGGUGGGCAGUUCCCACACCACCCAGAGCUUCCCGGCCAAGCUUCACUCCUCCCCUCCCGUGGUACGCCCCAGGCCCAAGAGCGCCGAGCCUCCCCGCUCUCCCCUGCUCAAGCGGGUCCAGUCAGCGGAGAAGCUGGGGUGCCCACUGGGGCCAGAGAAGAAAGGGGCCCUGCGCAAGCACAGCCUGGAGGUGGGUCACCCUGACCACCGAAAGGACUUCCACGGGGAGCUGGCGCUGCACAGCCUGGCAGAGUUAGAUGGGGAAACACCUCCGCUGCCUGGCGAAGCGCCUGGCGUCCCCCGCCAAGUAGCCAUGCGGCGUCUGGGCCGGCAAGAAUCGCCCUUGAGCCUCGGCGGGGACCCACUGCUCGUCGGGCCCCGCGGGGGGGAGGGCAGCAGGGAAGAGAAACCAGGAGGUUCUCCCAGCCCCGCUGAGCCGGGCCAAGUGAGUGAGCCAGAGGAGCAGAGCCGGGCUCCUCCACAGCUGCCCCGGAAGGAACAGGAACCCUGUGGGGGGGCCUGCAUCCUAUCUGCCGGCCUGGCCCAGGACUCCCCUCCUUCAGGCCCGACCCGGACGCUGGAGCGGGACCUGGGGAGCACGCGGCACCAGAGUGUGCAGACGGAGGAGGCCGGGGGCAUGGCCCGGGCCUUGGCCAAGGCGGCCCUGAGCCCCGUGCAGGAGCACGAGGCGGGGCGUCGGAGCAGUGCCGGCGAGGCGGGUACCCCGCCCCGUCCGGGUGGCGACCCUCCCCUCCUGCCGAUUGUGGUGGAGCCGGGGAGGGCCCUAGCAAAGGUGGAAGGGGCUAGGCCCCCGAGUAGGGCCACCAAAGAGGGUGGAGGAGUUGGGGAGCUGGGUCCAGCUUGCCGGGAGCGGUGGGUGGUGGAGGUGGUGGAGGAGCGUACCACCCUGAGCUCGCCCCGCUCCAAGCCCUCCUCUCCGAAACUCUCCCCCGACCCUGGUGGCCCCCAACCCCCAGCCAAGAAUGGGCCUAGUCCCGGCCACGGAGCCGUCCCUGCCCUGGGCGUCAAGAGCGAGCUGGGGCUGCCUGCCCGCUGCCCCGUCGAGGUCAUGCCCGCCCCGGGUUUGGUCAAAAAGGGAGCUGCCCACUGAGGCCACCUGACCCCAAGGAGAAAGCGGGGAGACAAGUAAGGCCAAGCGACCUACCCCGACUCUGCUCCUCAUAUCUUGAACCCCACCCGUCCCCCACCCUGUCCCCCCAAGAUGUAAAUAAGCAGUCGGGGGAGCAUCACGGCGCCGAGCCCCAUGAUCAGGCCCUGCCACCUCUGUACAGCAGAUUGUAUACAUAUGUACACAUAUAAAUAAAGAACGUG